Molecule: messenger RNA, 905 nt
Organism: Umbelopsis ramanniana AG
Lineage: Eukaryota; Fungi; Mucoromycota; Umbelopsidomycetes; Umbelopsidales; Umbelopsidaceae
Exons: 4
Coding region: 368-850 (160 amino acids)
Molecular function (GO): thiosulfate-cyanide sulfurtransferase activity
Source: RefSeq, a predicted model, not a curated record
ACUGAGAAAAUAAGAGUCUGAGUUUCUAGAACUGACGUGGUUCAAUUUCCAGGGUCUUGACCGACUUCCUCCCGUUCACCAAAGCGUUGUCGUCGUACAAACAGCUUUUUGAAGAUGAUAAAAUAGAUGAAAUUGAACGCGUGAUUGAAGAAAAGCGCUACCAUUAUGCUCAAGAAGAUGAACCCGAUGAAGUGGCAGAAAAAGUCAUCACCAACCUUGGCCAGUUAGCAGCAUCCUCCAACCAACAUGUACAGUAGCUUUUAGUAUUAAAAAUGUAGUCUUUUUUAUAAAGAAAUUUUUUGAGUUUCCGUCACGCUUUCCCCGUUAUUUUCCUCUUCUGCUCAUCAUUGAAGCUUCAACAGCAUUCAUGUUGCGUACUACUUACUCGCCGCUUUCAACAGCAUUCCGUGUCGCAUUGCAGGGUCGACGAUCCUUUUCGCAGUCUCACUUUCUCGCUAACAAGCGGUGGUCUGACCUCGUUCAUCGCACCAAGGCGGCUUCUCACAUCCAUGAGAUUUCCGCUGCGGAGCUGAACAACCAUAUUCAAGGCCAGAGUCCUAGUUCGUCUGAAACUGCUCCAGUUAUCAUUGAUGUUCGCGAGGGCAGCGAAUUAGAGUUGGGCAAGAUUCCACAUGCUAUUUCCAUCCCGCGAGGCGUUCUGGAGUUGAGAAUCGAAAAAAUCGUCAAUAUCGACUCCAACAGACCCAUUGUCCUUUAUUGUGCUGGAGGUUUACGUAGUGUCAUGGCAGCUGAAGCAUUGCAGCGAAUGGGAUAUGAUAAUGAGAAAAUCAAGAGCCUUAACGGAGGCUUUGAACUCUGGAGAGAAGAAGGCUAUGACAUUGAGUGCUAGAUAUUGUACUAUUACUGCAUCACAUCCAAAAAUUACAAUGAAAUAAAAAUACCAG